GAUCCCGAGAACACUGGUUUCAUUGGUGUGGAGACCUUUGCCAGUCUGGUGCACAGCCAUGAGUUGCCUCUGGACCCGGCGAAGCUGGAGAUGCUGGUGGCGUUGGCCCAGAGCAACGAUGAAGGACAGAUCUGCUAUCAGGAGCUGGUAGACCUGGUCAGUGGCAUCAGCAGUAAGCGGUCCAGCAGCUUCAAGCGAGCCAUCGCCAAUGGCCAGAGGGCCUUACCUCGCGAUGGCCUUCUGGACGAGACCGGUCUGGGCUUCUACAAGCGCUUUGUGCGCUACGUGGCCUACGAGAUCCUGCCUUGCGAGAUGGACCGGCGAUGGUACUUUUACCAGCACCGUGCCUGUCCCCCACCAGUCUUCAUGGCGGUUGUCACCCUGACCCAGAUCAUCGUUUUCCUCUGCUACGGGGCCCGGCUGAACAAGUGGGUGCUACAGACAUACCACCCGGAGUACAUGAAGAGCCCCCUGGUCUACCACCCUGGACACCGAGCCCGCGCCUGGAGGUUCCUCACUUACAUGUUCAUGCACGUGGGGCUGGAACAACUGGGGUUCAAUGCUCUCUUGCAGCUGAUGAUCGGGGUGCCCCUCGAAAUGGUCCACGGCAUCCUCCGUAUCAGUUUUCUCUACCUCGCAGGGGUUUUGGCAGGUUCUCUGACCGUCUCCAUCACAGACAUGCGAGCACCUUUGGUCGGAGGCUCGGGAGGUGUCUACGCUCUUUGCUCCGCUCACCUGGCCAACGUUGUCAUGAAUUGGGCAGGAAUGCGUUGCCCCUAUAAGCUACUCCGUAUGGUGCUGGCCUUGGUGUGCAUGAGCUCCGAGGUGGGCCGGGCGGUUUGGCUGCGUUUCUCCCCCCCUUUGCCCUCCUCAGGUCCUCAGCCCAGUUUCAUGGCCCACCUGGCAGGGGCGAUCGUCGGCAUCAGCAUGGGCUUGACCAUUCUCCGCAGCUACGAGGAAAACCUACAGGAUCAGUGCGGCUGGUGGGUGGUGCUCCUCUCCUACGCCACCUUCUUGGUCUUUGCGGUCUUCUGGAACAUCUUCGCCUACGACCUUCUCGGGGCACAGAUCCCACCUCCCCCGUAGCACCCCCGCCCGGCCCCAGUUCUCUCUGCAAAUACCUAUCCUGGAAGUGCCAAAAUUUGCAGAUUUCACUGGGGGUGGGGUGGAGGGAGGAAGGGGGGGCUGGGCUGGCCCCGGCGCGCACAAAUGCAGGAGCGCAGCGCAUGCGCCGCAGGCUGCGUCUCUGAAACGCCGAAUGCCAAAAACACACACACACCCCAAAACUGCACUAGGAGUCUUGCAGAAAAGCAGGAUCGCCGCGGGGGGCAGUUGAGAGCCCGAAAAGGAGCAAAUUGCCUCCUUUCUUCCCCCCCCUGCUCCCCCGACAUUUAAACCCCACUUCUAGAACGAGUCCUCAGUUCCCGGAAAGAAACAAAAAUAUUCCUUAGCAAGUGCGUGCUCAGCAAUUCCUUUGUAGACACGCAGGGUCGUGAUUCCUAGGGGGUGGGGGAAACGGGAAACGGUGGGGUUGCGUAGCCCUCGAUCCUGUCCUUUUAGUUCCCUUCGUGACCCCUAACCCCCCCAAGCGCUGGGCAGAGGUUGGUCCUGCUUAACAGGCUCUCCAUGAUAAUGAUGCUCCAGACGCCCUCAAACCUUCCCUUCUUCUCUGGAGUGUUUCGUGGUUCUUUUU
This is a messenger RNA of Pogona vitticeps (central bearded dragon), 1693 nucleotides long. The record is from RefSeq and is a predicted model, not a curated record. Lineage: Eukaryota; Metazoa; Chordata; Lepidosauria; Squamata; Agamidae.